AUCCCUGAACACACUUCCGUAGCGAGCGUAGCUAGCUACGCUUCAGCGAGCUGGCUACGCUUGUUGUUCUACUGAGCGAGCGAUGUUCGACUAAAGUACUCACUUGAUUUACUGAACAAACGCUUGAAAGUAAGCGGGCAUUAUGGAGGAGCCUUGGGAUUUCGAGUUUCUGUCCCGUAUCACCGACGGCUGCUUGUCGUUUCUGUCCGAAUUCGUGGAGGACUGGCUCGCCAACGAUUUGAGAGUCUCCAUAUUUAAAAUCCUUCUCAGUUGGUUGAUUUUCAGUCUGCUAGCUAUUCAUUUUGCUUGGAAGAUUUACGGGAACACGGUGAAUGACAUGUAUUACCGGCAAGGGAGCGGGCAGAACGGUGGGACACCUGACACGACGUCCGGCCUGGGCAGAUGGGGGGACACAGCGGGACAACCAUCCAAGUCUCAUAGGGAUUAGUUGGACUUCUGAAACUCCCAGGGAUCCUGAAUGCACCUUCAAAUUCUGACUUUUUUUUUAUUUUAUUUGCUGUACAUGCUCCUGGAAAACACGAUUGUAAAUACAAAAUGGAUUCUAAAUACCUA
Molecule: messenger RNA, 573 nt
Organism: Syngnathus acus (greater pipefish)
Lineage: Eukaryota; Metazoa; Chordata; Actinopteri; Syngnathiformes; Syngnathidae
Gene: tcta
Product: T cell leukemia translocation altered
Exons: 3
Coding region: 143-448 (101 amino acids)
Source: RefSeq, a predicted model, not a curated record